This is a messenger RNA of Rhinocladiella mackenziei CBS 650.93, 1233 nucleotides long. RefSeq lists its product as uncharacterized. Gene Ontology annotation, molecular function: ATP binding; ATP hydrolysis activity. Lineage: Eukaryota; Fungi; Ascomycota; Eurotiomycetes; Chaetothyriales; Herpotrichiellaceae. Bases 1 to 1233 code for a protein of 410 amino acids. The transcript has 4 exons. The record is from RefSeq and is a predicted model, not a curated record.
AUGGCAUUCACGGGCACCAAUGCCUUCGGCAAUCUUGAUUAUACGGCACAGGUUGCCGGUACGUCGACGAACUCUCUUACUCAACACCGUGAACGGCGGGAUGACGCAACCUCCACAAGUCCUCAGUCGUUGCCCGAUCGCGUCUCCCGCGAAGAUGGCAGCAGCCGCGCUCAAGACGUAAUCGAGAAUGCUGCGAGCGACACUGCUACCGCCACUCCUAACGAGGAUAAAGGCGCCGAUGCCACAAGGGACGAUGACGCUAAGGAUUUGGAGCGGAGGGAUAGCCUAGUUCAGGAGCUGGCACAUUUCAACGGCAGUGUAUUCGCAGCUCACGACCCCGAUUCCCCCCUGAACCCCAACUGCUUCAAGUUCAACGCUCGCGCGUGGGCCAAGGCUCUCGUCAACUUGGUAGCAGCUGAUGGGGUGUCUUUCCGAACCAGUGGCGUCUGCUUUCAGGAUUUGAAUGUCUUCGGUUACAGUGCCGGUACUGACUACCAGAAAGACGUGGCCAACGUGUGGUUGGAGGCUACCGGCUUGGUCCGCAGAGUUAUCGGCUAUGGGAGGCGUCGUAUCGAUAUCCUUCGCAAUUUUGACGGCGUUCUCCACAAGGGCGAGAUGCUCGUGGUUCUCGGUCCUUCUGGUGCUGGCUGCACUACACUGCUGAAAACCAUUGCUGCUAUACGAAAAACACGAGGGUCGGCUCCACAGAGCGCGUACGAUCUCUUCGACAAGGCUUUGGUCCUCUACGAGGGCCGGAAAAUAUUCUUUGGUCGAGCUCAUGCCGCUCGUCAGUACUUUAUCGACUUAGGGUUCGAGUGUCCUGCUCGUCAGACAUCCCCGGAUUUCUUGACCUCUAUGACGAGUCCGCAGGAACGCAUAAUACGACCUGGGUUUGAAGACAGUGCACCUAGGACUCCGGAUGAAUUUGCUACGGCAUGGAGAAAUAGUGCUGCCCACAGGGCAUUGCGGACUGAAAUCGAAGAGUACAAAAUUGCCCACCCUCUCAAUGGAUCUGAUGCCGAGGCCUUUCAGCAGGCCAAGGGACAAAGGGCCAAGUCCCCCUACACACUAUCGUAUCCCCAGCAGAUCGGCCUGUGUCUCUGGCGCGCAUAUCGACGUCUUAUAGGCGACCCAUCUCUCACGGUCGGUCAGUUGACUGCCAAUAUCAUUAUGGGGUUAAUCGUCUCCUCUGUAUACUAUAACCUCCAACUCACUACAGGAAGCUUUUUCUAG